Molecule: messenger RNA, 402 nt
Organism: Alternaria viburni
Lineage: Eukaryota; Fungi; Ascomycota; Dothideomycetes; Pleosporales; Pleosporaceae
Exons: 2
Coding region: 1-402 (133 amino acids)
Source: RefSeq, a predicted model, not a curated record
AUGUUCGAGAAUUCACCCUGCGAAGGCUUUCAGCCUGGCCGACUGGAAACAUAUGCACUAGAGUUCAGCAAGGCAAUCGGACCGAGCGGAAGCGGAAUCGUUAUUGUGAGAGCAGCUAAAAGUGUAUGGCUACCCCCAUACUACGAACCAUCGGCGGUCAAGGUUAUCGACCCCACCGGUGGUGGCAACACGUAUCUAGGCGGGUUUAUUGCAGGCUGGAAAGCAUCAGGAGAUAUUCAUGAAGCUUCUAUGUACGGUAACGUGGCUGCAAGUUUUGCUAUCGAGCAGAUCGGUUUGCCUUCUUGUGAAGUGAGCGAUGGUGAAGAGAUAUGGAACGGUACUCGGGUAAUGGAGCGUCUUGCUGAGUACAGAGCACGGCUCAGCUGCACAGGAAAGAAAUGA